GCAUGCGUGUAGGUUUCCUCGCUUGUGCACUGACAGACAGUAACGUGCCCGCGCUGGCUGUGAGCGCAUCUCAUACGGACAGUCGAUCGGACAGAGUCCGCUGUCAGUCAGUAAAUACCAAUUCAAUGGUCCAGAAGUGCUGUCGUCGAGACUGACUGCGAGAACGUAGAUCAAGAAAUAAGGGGGCGACAUGGCGACUCCAGCCACAGUCACAGUGCGUCUCAUCAGAUCAUUCGAGCACAAGAACUUCAAACCCAUCGUGUUCCGUGGUGUCGAUCUGGACCAGAAGGUGAUAGACUUCAUCCACAUGGUCACUGAAGACAUUAAAUCCAGACCUGGCCUCCCUCCUCCGUUUAGAAAAUUCACCUAUGACACAAUGAAGAUCGUCCAUCAAGCACAUGGCGCAAAGACAAAUGAGCUGGUGAUGAGUUUAGAUGAUGAUGAGCUGCUCAUUCUGGAUGAGGAGAAGACACUAAGGGCCUCUGGAGUGGCCAACGAAACGGAGGUUGCAUUCUUCAAGAAGGAGGACUACGGCCUCUACAAAGCAAAUCCCACCUCCCCAUUUUAAAAGUUGCACGAUGUUCAUGAGCACCUUGGGCUGUGGGGAAUAGUUCAACCUUUAGAAUUUCUAUUUUAAGCAAAUCUACUCGGAACCUCUGGUUUUAUUUACGUUUUUGAAUAAAGUUUUUCA
This is a messenger RNA of Synchiropus splendidus (mandarinfish), 691 nucleotides long. RefSeq names its product chromosome 10 C2orf76 homolog (gene c10h2orf76). The transcript is spliced from 5 exons. The record is from RefSeq and is a predicted model, not a curated record. NCBI's taxonomy places the organism in Eukaryota, Metazoa, Chordata, Actinopteri, Syngnathiformes, Callionymidae. Bases 191 to 568 code for a protein of 125 amino acids.